Vitrella brassicaformis is the source of this 2122-nucleotide messenger RNA. Lineage: Eukaryota; Vitrellaceae. The record is from the annotation of a GenBank genome assembly.
CUGACAGGUUGUUGCCCGUUCACAUGUCCAACGCACUGCGAUUUCGGCUGAGCUCGCAGCUUCCCCGUCAAACCCACAACCGACCGACCCACCGUGCCAGCUGAUGCCAUGGAUGAGGACGAGUCGGACGACAUUCGCUUUCAGUCGCUGCAGCGUGCCUUCGACCGGGCGGCCGAGCAGCUGUAUGAGAGAGCCGUGGACAAGCUGUUGUCAAUCAAGGAGAGGGCCGAGGAGAGGGGCUUCCAACUGAUCAGUCCAGUGCACUGCCUGUUGGAAGGAGCGCAUUGGAUUCCCCAUGGGGAACGCUUCGAGGGCCCUGAAGAGCAGAAAGUCCGGCGGCUGGCUGAGAAGCUCGUGUGUGCGUAUCCGUCGGUUCCGCAGGGAGAUCCGAGGUAUGAUGCAGUGGAGGCAGCCAAGUUCCCCAUGGUCGACUGCAUCAUGCAAAGCGCCGCUUCGUAUGGCGAUCUGGCCUUGUUCCGCCUGGUGGCUGGUCGGAUGGGGUCACUGGGACGACCGGAUCACGUGGUGAGGGCGGCCAUCUCGGGUGGGUCGAUUGCGGUUCUUCGAGAGCUGGUGCUAGAGCAUGGUGUCCCUCUGCCGCUGAGUAUCAUGACGUCCCCACCCCAGUCUACCCAGUCUAUCCUCCCUUUGCACAAGCAGGUGUCCACGCUCACCGAGGCCAUUCAGCUGGGUGCGACGAUGGACGGCAGCACACGGAGGAACCCCCUCGCCUGGGAGGCUCUGUUAGCAUACCAACAACUCCUGAACCAAAUACAAAAGCAGCAGAGUAACUUGGAUGUUUUUACUUGCUGCUAUCUUUUGCCUAUCCAUAGGCGUUUGUUCGUGUGGAGCGUGCAGCCAAGGCGGCCCUCCGGUCCCUCGCCGCUGUCUACACGGCCACUCAGAUCCAUCCCAUCCUCUCCCCCUUCUCUUCAAGCGCCCCCACUCUCGGCCCGCUGCUCAUCGAGGAGGCCCCCCGACACAUCCAGUUCCCCACAUUAACCCUUUUCGGUCGCCGGAUCACCAUCGCACUUUCACACGCCGUCAAGUCGGUGGCCAUGGGCACUCAGCAGCAGCAGCAGCAGGGCAACCAAUCAGCAAGAGGGGGUGGGCAGCCAAGGCAGCAGGGCGACGAGCCAACACGAUCGGCCGCAGCGGAGCACGCAGCCGACAACGAAGCAACAGACCAACAGCGGCAGCCUGACGGCGACGAGCCAUCACCAGCAGGAGAUGGCCAGGGGCAGCCAGGGGGUGGCGACCGAGCAGUCCCAUCGACCGCAGAUGGGGAUGGAGGCAGCGACCAAACAGCAGGACGUCCCCUUUGGACGGUGUCUGAGCAGCUGAGUCGCCGGCUUUUUACCAUUGGUAGCGUCUCCUCUCGGCGUGUGUCGUUGUGGGAUGUGGUGGAGAAGGCCAGGCACGAGGAGGCGGCCAAACACCGCCUGACGAUCGACGAGAGGGCGGGCAGCGACACAUCUUUUGAGUGGACGGAGGUGGGCUAUGUCGACAACGGCCAAUUCGUGUCGCUGGGACUUGACACGGCCAUUAUCCCAUCCCAGCCCACUCUUGGUGCUACAGCCGAUGGCGCAUCUGCACCGCAUGACGAACCCCCUUCCAGCUCGUCGUCUGUUGAGAUGAUGCGUGGCCAGCCAUCGGCGCCCGCUGUCUCGCAUGACGAGACCCCGGCCGGCCCCUCCUCGACUGGUGUGUCGGACGACGGUCCUGGCCCCGCCCCUCCACCACCAGUCACGCCGUCACCAUCUGCAGCGAGUGGCGGUGCCCAGCCCUCUGCAUCGUCAUCAGCCAGCGCGCAAGGGCCCUCGUUUUGGGGGUGGAUCCGGGGGUGGAACCCAUCACCAGCAUACACGGGAGUACCACAAGCUGCAGCGGCACCAGCAUCAUCUGAUGACGUGCCGGGGGCAGAGCGUAGACGCCAGCCAUGUGGCGUCAUAAUGCAAGCAGGAGAGCCAGACAGACGGGCAGAUAGAGCGGGCAGGUAGCUAGCAUUACGUUUGUGGUGUGCCGAUCUGGUGGGGACUUGUUUGACGUGUGGUCAAGCUGGUGGCCGGACAGAAAUGCACCUAUUGAAAUGGACGCUGCCGUCUGCAUGACAGACCGACGG